Messenger RNA from Anopheles moucheti, 3506 nucleotides. It is a transcript of the gene Hip14, whose product is annotated as palmitoyltransferase Hip14. Gene Ontology annotation, cellular component: Golgi membrane. Gene Ontology annotation, biological process: protein palmitoylation. The record is from RefSeq and is a predicted model, not a curated record. The transcript is spliced from 4 exons. NCBI's taxonomy places the organism in Eukaryota, Metazoa, Arthropoda, Insecta, Diptera, Culicidae. Gene Ontology annotation, molecular function: palmitoyltransferase activity; protein binding. Bases 189 to 2075 code for a protein of 628 amino acids.
GGGGAAAAGCCCGGCGGGGUACAAUUUUACGGUUCAGUGCAGUGCACGGUAAUUGCACGGUAGACAAGUUCGUAGGGCGUAAAAAUAAAUUAGCUUGCAUUGCAGCGGUACCCCCGAAGUGGGAUUCAUCGCGGAGGCAGUUUUGUAGAAUUGAUCAAAACACUGCACAACAUUGAGGCAAGCGAAUCAUGUACCAGAGUGCUUGCAGUGCAGCCGCCGGUGGUUGCUCGGAACCAGAGCGCCAUGACCGGGAUGGACUGAUAACGCACGAAACGGCUGUCGCUCCGGUGGAACACGAUUACAGUGGGUUCGAUAUCGUGAAAGCAACACAGUACGGUGCGAUAGCACGCGUGAAAGAGCUCAUUGAGGCAGGUUGGGAUGUGAACCAGCCGGACAGCGAGACUGUAACCCUGUUGCAUUGGGCCGCGAUCAAUAAUCGUAAAGAUAUCAUCAAAUAUUUCCUCGACAAGGGUGCGAUAGUGGAUGCGGUCGGGGGCGAACUGAAUGCAACUCCGCUUCAUUGGGCCACACGACAGGGUCAUCUUGGUGCGGUGGUACUGCUGCUGGCGGCUGGAGCAGAUCCGAGCCUUCGCGAUGCGGAGGGCUGUUCGUGUAUUCAUCUAGCGGCCCAGUUCGGACACACGGCACUGGUGGCGUACUUUAUAGCGCGAGGCGUGAAUCCCGACUUGCAAGAUCGUGGUGGCAUGACGGCCCUAAUGUGGGCUGCCUGGAAAAUAUCCGCCUUGGAUCCGGUCCGAUUGCUACUAACGUUGGGUGCUAACCCAAGCCUAGCCGACCACACGCACGGCAAUACGGCACUGCACUGGGCCAUCCUUGCGCGUAACGCAACCGCCAUCAGUACGCUUGUGCUGAAGGGUAAGGCAAACAUGGAGGUGCCGAACUUGCGAGGUGACACUCCGCUCACGAUGCUCCAGCCGCACCUGGGUUCGAUCUGGAUCGGUACGAAGGUGUCCGAUCGGAUCCGGGAACUCACGCAGCAAUCGCACCGUCGGAACCUGCUCGUACGCAUGACGCUCGACAAACGGUUCCGCUGGUGGAGCAUGAUAGCGACACCGUUUCUGGUAUUUUACCUGGUUGGGUUAGUGUUCUGUGCCGACACGCAGAUCAUCAUCAAAAUUUUCCUGCUCGCCUGUCUGUACAGUGUGUCGUACACGAUUGGGCAGCAUCUGUUCGACGAGAACCUGAUGGCGCUGUUGCCGCUGAGCGUGUAUAUGGCCACCAAGCUGUGGUUCUACGUUACCUGGCUGACGUACAUCGCACCAACCGUGUCGUUCCUAGCUUCGAUGGCGUUCCUUGCCUGCAGUGCGGCAUUGUGGGUUUGUUUCCUGAAAUCUUGGCGCGGUAAUCCUGGUGUCAUACAACCGACACAGGAACAACGGUUUAGGACCAUCAUUGAACUUUCGGAACGCGGUGCAAGUGGAUUUGAACCUUCGGCCUUCUGUUCAGCCUGUCUGGUCCGGCGACCGGUACGCUCGAAGCACUGUUCCGUGUGCGAUCGAUGUGUCGCCCGGUUCGAUCACCAUUGUCCGUGGGUGGGCAAUUGUAUCGGUGCUAAAAAUCACAAAUAUUUUAUGGGAUUCUUGUGGAUGCUUCUGAUCAUGUGUGGCUGGAUGCUGUAUGGAGGCUCUAAUUUCUACGUACAAACGUGCUCUAUCAACAUGGACGAUGUAAUUAAACGUUAUCUACCGUUAGGUUUGUGGUCCGCACUUCAGGCGAUUGGUUCCUGCAAUCCUUGGGUCGGUUGGGUAAUGGGCAAUGCCCUGCUGCACAUGUCCUGGGUCACGGUGUUGACCAUCUGUCAGAGCUAUCAGGUCGUGUGUCUUGGUAUGACAACCAACGAGCGUCUGAACCGUGGCCGGUACCGUCACUUCCAGGCCAAGGGUGGAAAGAGUCCAUUCAACCGGGGUCCGCUGAAAAAUUUGUUCGAUUUCCUCGAGUGCAGCUGUUUCGGGCUGGUGCAACCGCAGCGUACCGAUUGGAUGCAGUUCUUCGAGUUCGACAAGCACGUUGAACACGAACCAUUGCUACGACCCGACAACUUUCAGUACGUCUGAGUUCUGGCCGGUGACGCGCAAAACCAACGAGCAGGACCGCAAUCGACGGCAGCCGUCGAACCCGCCGACCGGCAACCAGCACCGGAAGCGUCCACCGAACCCGGAGCGCGAGCUGGCAACGUUGCUGAGGAACGAAACCGUCAGCACAAUGUUAAAGUGUGGCAGAAAAUCGAAACUGUACUAGCAGCGCCAGCGAACAGGGUGGCCGAAGUGUAAUGACAGUGGUCGGGCAGCACGACAUGGUUUACCUGACCUAUUGCGAAUAACUCCGUUUUGCUUUCCUUGUUUUUUUUUUCUUGCAAAACAGCGAAACAUUGUGGUCUGUUGGAUCGGUUCGCACAGAACUCGUGUUGUAGUUUGUUCAGAGACUAAGUUCUAUAAGUCAAGACCCCGGGAUGGGUGCAUUUAUCAAGCACAGUUGCUUGUUUCGCUUCACAUUAGUCCAUCGUGGCGUAAGAUUCGUUUUGGCGCUAUAGGCGAAGGGUCAAUUUUAGCGCCAGUAUUCGUAUCGAUUUCCUAUAAUUUUAAACAUUGUACGCAAGUAAGAGUAAAAGUGAAAGGCUUUAGAUAGGAGUUAAGAUGAUUACGGGGAAAAAAACACCGUGUAAGAAACGCUUAAAGUGAACAGAACAAAACCGAUGAAUACAUAUAAAAACACACAUAGCAUACCAAUGAAAAUCACGCUAUAAACGAAACAAAUGUUUCAGUUUUGGCUUACGGCCGAUUAUACAUAGAAAUGGAGGACUAAAUGGAAAAGAAUGAAAGCAGAACACACAAAUUAGUAGCAGCUAAGAAGAUAAACUAAUUACACUAACCUGAACUAAAGUGAACGACGGGUCUCGCGAAAAGAACCGAACGAGUCGAACUUGUAGAACCACCCAAAAACAUACACACCAAUGCAUAAACGAUGGAAUAGUAGAAUGAUGAUCGCAUCACGCGUACAAAGCUCCAAUUCAUUCCAUGAUCAUGGAAACAGAAAUGUGUGAACAAACUGUUGUAAAUGAACAAAAGAAUUUGCAUCGCUUACAAUUCGCGGUGUUGAUCACAUAACAUUAGCACUUAGCGGUAAUCAGUAAGGCUCUUUGGAACGAUUGUAUGUAUUAAACUGAAUCAAAAUCGAUUUCAUUGCAUUACCCUGUCUCACGAAACGGCAUUUAAAGCCCGGUGUAUAAAAACGAUUCAUUUUGAUCUGCCCGUUUGCAUCCUAUGCAAAUGCAAGGCAAAGGAUAUGUGACACGGAUGUCGAACAAAUCGAUUCAGGUGCAUCAAGCAAUAGCGUUACAUAGUUUUACUUCUUCUCCCAAACACAUAUGAACUAUUUAACAAAUACGUGUAGAUAGUGUUUAAAAAAAACUUCGUCAGUGCUGAAUUCGGCAGGCAAAUGUUGUUAUGCAAAAGUAGACACAGAAAGGAUUCGUUGAGCGCGUGUGU